UUCUUUUCCUCAUAAGCUUUGUCCACUGAACCAUGGCGGUGUUAGUGCCUACAAAAAGAAGCCAUUACUAUUUCUCUCUGUAAACCCUGGAUUACAGAUGCUAUGUAUUGCCAAUGGAUAGGCUGUGAAGCCACCGGUCGGCCAUAUUGGCACUACCCAGUAGGAUUUGUGACGUGAUGCGCAUCCACGAUGUGUGACAUUUGAAGAACAAUUGAGUUCGGAAGAAAAAUCUUGAUUCCAGUGGAAUCUUAAAAUAUUUUUUAAACACUUGCACACACACCCACCCAACCCCUACACACGCUGCCCAGCCAUGCCCGUGCAAGCCCCACAAUGGACAGAGUUCCUGCUGUGUCCCAUUUGCACUCAGACGUUCGAGGAGACGGUGCGGCGGCCCAUUUCGCUGGGCUGUGGCCACACAGUCUGCAAGAUGUGCCUGAACAAGCUGCACCGCAAGGCCUGCCCCUUCGACCAGACGGCCAUCGCCACUGACAUUGAGCAGCUGCCCGUCAACACAGCCCUGCUGCAGCUGGUGGGGGGACAGGUUCCCAAGAUCCAGCCGGUGGCCCUUAUCACCAGCCCAGAAGACGCGCAGCACUAUGAGGAGGCCAGUCAGUGUGUGGAGGAGCUGGCCCUCUACCUCAAACCCCUCAGCAACACCAGAGGGGUGGGUCUGAGCAGUACGACCCUGAGUAUGCUGAGUCGACCCAUGCAGAGGAAGCUGGUGACCCUGGUCCACUGUCAGCUGGUGGAGGAGGAGGGCCGGGUGCGGGCCAUGAGGGCAGCAAGGUCUCUGGGGGAGCGCACAGUCACAGAGCUCAUCCUGCAGCACCAAAACCCCCAGCAAUUGUCGUCCAAUUUGUGGGCCGCCGUCCGGGCCAGGGGCUGCCAGUUCUUGGGUCCAGCCAUGCAGGAAGAGGCUCUGAAGCUGGUGCUGCUGGCUCUGGAGGACGGCUCGGCCCUGUCCAGGAAGGUCCUGGUGCUGUUCGUGGUCCAGCGGCUGGAGCCACGCUUCCCCCAGGCCUCUAAAACCAGCAUAGGCCACGUGGUGCAGCUCCUUUACAGGGCCUCCUGCUUUAAGGUGACCAAGCGGGACGAGGACUCGUCGCUGAUGCAGCUGAAGGAGGAGUUCCGGACGUACGAGGCACUGCGGCGCGAACACGACUCCCAGAUUGUCCAGAUCGCCAUGGAGGGCGGCCUCCGCAUCGCCCCUGACCAGUGGUCCUCCCUGCUCUACGGGGACCAGUCUCACAAGUCCCACAUGCAGUCCAUCAUCGACAAGUUGCAGACACCGGCUUCAUUUGCCCAGAGCGUUCAGGAGUUGACCAUCGCCCUGCAGAGGACAGGCGACCCUGCCAACCUUAACCGCCUCCGACCACACCUGGAGCUCCUGGCCAACAUCGACCCGAGCCCCGACGCCCCCCCUCCCACGUGGGAGCAGCUGGAGAAAGGUCUGGUGGCGGUGAAGACUGUAGUCCACGGCCUGGUAGAUUUCAUCCAGAACCACAGCAAAAAGGGAGCCGACCCACAACAGCCCCCCCAGCACAGCAAGUACAAGACUUACAUGUGUCGGGACAUGAAGCAGAAGGGAGGCUGUCCUCGAGGAGCCAGCUGUACCUUCGCCCACUCUCAGGAGGAGCUGGAGAAGUACCGUAAAAUGAACAAGCGUUUGGUAGCUCGCCUCCCUGGCUCAUCUGGCCUGCUGUCGGACGAUGGACUCUCUUUGGACGUGGGAGUGACCCGGAAACCCUCGCCCCUCACCAACGGCUCAGCUGUACCCCCCAUGCCCCAGCUCAUCGCCCGUGGCACCGACCUUGUGACCUACGACCUGUUGCGCAAGCCCAAGAUGGACGGCGGGAGCAACAGCUCCCCGGGAUCGCCCCCUGACUCUCUGGACUCGGGGCCCAAACAAGGGUACCCCCAGCCACCCCAUGCCAUGGGCUACUCCAGGGGGCCAGGAGACCACAUGUCCAUGCCCAAGCAGAUGCCCAGUGGUGUGGUGCCCCGGGGGCCUCAGAUGUACCCGCAGCAGCUACCUGAGAUGUACUACUCUGACUCUCGCCCCCCGCCCUCCUCCUCGCAGUACGACCCCUCGCAGUAUCCCCAAGGUUACCCCUACCAGCAGCCCCCCCAGUACGCCCCCCAGCGCUACAUCCGCAACCCCCCUCCCCCCAGCGAGCCCGCCGGACUCCCCUACCAGGACCCCUAUCCUGACUACGGCCCACCCGAUCGCCCUUACCCGGCCCCCCACUCGGGCCCUCCCUUUUCCUACCCUCCCCCAUCCCAUUAUGACACCCGGGGUCGUCACGGCCCUUACCCCGGCCCCCCUCCUCCGCCCCAGCCCUACCCCUCGCAGAGGGACGACAUGGUUCGGAUGAGCCCCGCACCCCUGGAAGGGCCCCCUUACCACCAGGAGCAGGCUGCCAGGGAGAGGUAUCCCCCAGAAGGAUUCUACCCACCGGGGGCCCAGCCCCAACCCUUGAGGUCCUACGUCAGAGAGCCGUACGGGCGCUCCUCCCAGCCCAGCCUAGACUACUUGCACCACCGCCGUAAGGAGCUGAUGGCCCAGCUGGAGGAGAGGAAGGUCAUCGCUCCCUCGCCCACCCUCCCCCACACCUUCCCCAGCGACUACCCCCCAGAAUAUGGGGAGGAGAGCUCCAAAGCCUUUGGGAAGUGCAGGGAGCCCGACUACGCGGGCCAGUACUCUCCCUGGUCCUGUGACACCAUCGGCUCCUACAUCGGCACCAAGGACUCAAAGCCCAAAGAUGUCAUGGCGCCCGGGGCCAUGGAGAUGAUGAAUGUGGACGGUAAAGGUAGGCGGGGGGAGCCCUCCAUGGAGGCCCAGGUCAGGCGGGGGACAGAGGUGAAGGACGAUGACCCCAUCAUCCCUUUCGGCCCCCAGCCCACUGUGUCACGCUUCGGGGCCAUCUCACGCACCUCCAAGACAGGCUACCAGACGACAGGCCCCAUGCAGGCCUUGGGCUCCACCCAGGGACCCAACCCCAAGCACAUGGCCAUAGCCGCGGAGUACUCCUAUGAGAACCACGGAGGCUGGGGCGGAGCCUCCUACCCCUCCCACCAAACUGUCUCCUCCUCUCAGGGACACUUCAGUGAAAGGCUGCCUAUGCCAACUCAGGACAGAGAGCAGCUGAAGACUGAGCUCCAACAGGUCAACCAGCAGAUCAACCAACAGUCUCAGAUCCACAGCAUGGAGCUCUCCCAGCCAGGUCAGAACCAGGGCCAGCAGGGGGGGAAGUGGCCUGGUCCAGCGGGGGGUUCUGGCAGCGCUGCCUCAGUGUCCAGCGAACAGCUUAGCAUGGAACUCCACCAAGUGGAGAGGGAGAUCGGCAAGAGGACCCACGAGAUGGACAUGGACAGCCAGGUGGCUCAUGAGGUCCUGUACAAGAUGAAGACUGCAGAGAAUGGUCAGCAGGACCACAAGGCCCAGCUGGAGGAGAUUGCUAUGGCCCUGGGUGAGGUGUCGAAUGGCUCCAGCGGUCUAGUUCAGGAUGGCGGUGUGGGCGGAGCUAUGCUGUCACUGACCACUAGGGCGUCAUCGCUUAGCCUGUGUUCUGAACCAGGACCCGGGGGCUCUGAUCUGCAGAAGAACGGUGUGGUCCAUUCCUGCUCCUAGACCAUAUACACUGCGACACACACACUCAGAGCCUUUGUUCUAAAGCAUGCACACACAUACUUGUUUUAUUUAGAGGAUGAGCAGUAUCUGCCGUGAUAUGAAUUUUCUUUCUUUUUGUUCUGUGAAUGAGCAUUUUCUUUAUUUUUUUGUGACUUUCAUCGCCUGGAAACCAUUUGAUGACAUUUAUUUCUCUUGUGUUUUUUUUUUUACUGGGAUUAUAAAAAAAGACUCUCAAAGUAGAUAUGUCAAAAAAAGCAGAUGAUGAUGAUAAUUGUUCAAAGAAGGCUAUCCCUCCUACGUAGAUAUCACAUAUCAAGACACGUAGUGCAUCGAAGGGUGGAUUAUUUCUCAAUUCUGCCCCUCUAUUUUUUGUGCCCGUUACCAGGGUAAGCAACUUGCAGGGACCUUAAUUACCCCCAAAGAUGGUUUUAAGGCUGUGAAAUGUAAACGUUCAAUUUCGUAACCAAUUUAGUAUCGAAUCCUAACUCUGGUCGUUUUGGUCUUAUGUACGACAUAACUAUCAAAAGUCUUGGUGUUUUACGACGUAGUUAUGUCAGCUGUCAUAAGUAUCAUGUGUCUGUUUAUAAUGCAUUAUAGCCUGGUAUUUUAUAAGGCAAGACAGUUAAGGACAAAUUCUUAUUUACAAAGACGGCCUAGGAACAGUGGGUUAACUGCCUUGUUCAGGGGCGAAACGACCGAUUUUUAACCUCGUCAGCUCGGGGAUUCGAUCUAGCAACCUUUCGGUUACUGGCCCAACGCUAACCACUAGACUACCUGCCACCCCGGUAUGACACGUUGUUUCUUUCUGAUGCCUUUGACAGCUAACUAAUGGUUAGUCAGUGUAGUAACCGUUCUGUUGGCGUUCAGUAAUAAAGGUGUAACCACUAGUGUUCAGGAAUACGCCACCCCCAGAAUCGUAAAACGUGUUUGACCAGAUGGGGGGGGGCGUUCCACCAACGAUCAGUCAACCCUCAGAGCCAAACAAGACAAUGUCGCUUCAAGCCACAUGCCGUAUUUAACCCUCCAUGAGAAGUCUGAUUUUAUUAGUGCAUUUUAUGAAUACAUCGUAUGUCUGUUUCAUACUUGAAAAGCAGUAUCUUAUUAACCAAAGCAUUCUGUUUUAAAGAUUGCAAAAUGUAUCUUUUUGAUAAUGAGCUUUUCUCAUGUUUUCUAUAAGGGAACAUACUAUGUGCUUCUCGUGGGAUGUGGUGUGACUUGCUGCAGAAAUGUCUUGUUUGUACUUUGAUGGGCUGGAAUUCAAUCGAACUUGCAGUGCGGAAAUGCACAUUCCAGGGAGUGUAACACAACAUUAAUUUUCACACUGCAGGAAGAACAUUUUCCACGUUGCGAGAGAGAUUGAAUCCCCUCCCAGUGUGAAUUGAAUCAUAUGGGGUGAUUGGUGUUUUUGUUCUUCGUCUUCCUCAGAGCUCCUUAUCUGGUCAUUGAAAAGGCCUCCCCAUUGGGAUUCUUGUCAUUGGUUCUCCUUAACUUCUAUGAAGUUGCGUUCCCUUGUUUGUUUUUUUGCUUGCGUAAAUUGCAAUUUAAGGGGGUGUGGCCUGCCUGAACACUAGUCUGUAAUUGGAGGGGAAGUAAAAUGGUUCAAUAUGCACAUUUUCUUUUGCUCCUCUUGUUAUUAAUACGUGUGUUAAAGGUGUCUGUAGUCUGCCAAACAGUCCUUUCAAUGGUUUGUGCGUCAAUGUCAACCGUUAGAGUAGCGUACGUGUCUUAAAUAACUGUCAUUCUACAGGCUUAAAAAAAAGUCCUAUCCCUUUUUUUGUUUUUAACCGUGUACUAUUAGUUCAUUUUAGAACAAGUCUGUAUCAAGACACAUAUUCAGGGUAUCUUAGUGGAUUCAAAACCCAGGACUUUGGCCCACACAUGUGAGGCUUAAAGCAAGCAGCCAGAGUGUGUUGCCCCUCAAAAAGCCUCUAGUCAAAGUCUGGAUCUUUUUAAUUCUAUUUUUCACUAUAUCGUUUUCUGGUGUUAUUAUUAUUAUUGGAAGCUAUAAAAACAAAGAGUUGCACAAUCCAUAUGUAUAACUCACAGUAAUAUAUUGGGUAAAAAAAAACCCACAAAUGUUUCGGCAUCACUGCCUUUCGAAACGUUAAUGCUUUUUUUACCCAAUAAAUUACUGGGAGGUAAAACGUAUGGAGUGUGCGACUUUGUUUUUAUAGCUUACAGUUUAUUCACCAUUAGUCAACCUCUACACUAAAUAAUGUUCUCUGGGUGUGCGCCAGCUCAUGCUUUUUAUUAUUAGGAUUAUUACUUUAUUAUUGAUGUUCUGUCAUGGUAAUUGUUUAUCGCUGAUGCUCGUUAAGGAGCUCUAUUCCUUUUUGUAAACAAUUGUCAUGGUUAGCCAUUGGAGAAAAAAGCUGCGCUAAAAUGCAAAGAGGUUGAUCCCAGUGCUCAAACGGUUACGAGUACACGGAAUGUCGGUGACGAUCGAUCGGGUUUCAUAAUUUGGGUUCAGGAAAAAAAAGAACUGUCCGCGAUCAGUGUAGAUGGGUGUUGAGGGCCAGGGUCAGUUAUAGGGUGUUCGUUUUUUUUUUUUUUUCAACCACACUUCAUGCCUCUUGGGCUACUCUUUGCAAUAUUUUAUUGUUUAGGUAAACAACUCACUUAUACAUAUGAGUAUGUAUACAUACAUUAAUAUACUAAGCACUAUUAACGUGCCACCUCUUAUUCUACUCGCUCAGCAUUUAUAUUAAAUGAUCUCUACUUAGAAUCAGCUAAAUGUUUUAUAUUAUUUCUCUACUGGUUGCCAACAGACUUUAUCCUUUCCCAGUUGAAGGACUUCUGUGCGCAUUGAUGUGUGUUCACUUAAUCUUUUUGUGUUCAAACAAAGAUAAGUUCUCUACUGAAAUAUGCUUCCGAAAGAAGACACAAUUUAAUGAUGAAAAUUUACAACAACAAUACAAAUGUUUGUGUGCGUGUGUUAGGUUGUAUUGUAGAAAAUGUACACUGUCUUUUUGUCAAAGUAAAGUGCGCUGUGCUGGGUGACGGUGUGGAAAUAUUAGAAAUGUGUUGAGGUUUUCUCUUUUAAGAGGUCAUCCGGGUAAGCAUUUAAUUUAGUCAAAGGCAUGCUUCAUAUUCUCAAGGAAUAGUUCUAGGCCAUUCCUUCCAACAGUAUGAGAUCAUUUGGAAGCACCCUAACCAAAUUGAAAGCAAUCUUAAUUGGCACACUCAUUUUUUUCACCACCAUCACUAAUCACAUGACAGGCAGAGACGCAUGUUUUGUAAUAUUUAGCACAAACAAGGUGUUUCUGCUGGGGAAAAUGUAAUCAACUAGUUGGGUUUGUUUUUCUUUCUUCCUGUCAUUGAGUGAAAUCACUUACUUCCCAGUCUUACAGUGAUCUAUGUAACGCAUCCCAAGGCGACGCAUCAUGUUGUCCAUCCACAGGGAAACUGUCAAACUUGGCGUCACACUUAUCCACACACAGGUUUUCAUUUGUUUCAGAAUAGUCAUGAAAAUGUGCUUACCCUUAAGUCCCUCCAGCUGUGAGCCUUCAAGAGUUCACUUCAAAUUUGUCUAAUGAUUUUAGAUAUCAAAAGUGGUCUGUUGGCUUGAGGCCACAUUCCAUGCAAUCUUUUGUGAAGAUCCAGCUAUAAGCCUCAAUCCCCAAAUCAAUGGCAAAGGUGAACAUAGUCAGUCUAGUUACCUGAACAUAAUUCAGUGCCUAUCAUUUCCACUCAUUCUGGGUUUAAGGCAUAUAGUUUAUAUACAUCUCAAGUGGUUUAACGUUUAUUCAAGGUCAUGUCCCAAACCGUGUGUUUGUGUGUGUGUGUGUAAUGUUUUGGGACGUGACCUUGAAUAAAUGUUAAACCACUUGAGGUCUAAAACGUGCAACAAACUUUGAUUUUGGAGUAAACUGUCCCUUUCUGAAAGCCUAUAGGUGAGUAGAAUUAACAAUUAUAUAGUUUCUAUGGGAAUAGCAAUGAUGUUCAUGUCAGUCUCAUGCUUUCAUUUGUUUCUGAGUGAAACUGCUGCCUACCCCUCCUUCACACAGCCAAUGAACUCUUCCCCCAAACCACAGAACUCGUACUGCUGUUUUGGGCUCACAUUUUAAUUCCUAACUUUUGGGAAAAACUCAAUGGCUGUUUAUUUUAUGAUUAAUCCCUUGUAAAAUAUCUCUUAAAUUAAGGUACAGUUUUAAUUUCAGCAAGAAAAUACGUUUUUAUAUGUAUUAUACUCCAUUAAGGAAUGUUUAGAAUUAUCUUCCUCCAAUGUGGAUGUAGCCAUUAUUACACCAUUUUAUGACUUUGUAAGAGAAUUCACUGUGUGAAAAUUGGUUUGCAUUUUUGUAUAAUACAAUCUGCUUUUUUUGUUUGAUUACGAGAGGGAGGUCAAACUGGAAGUUUUUAAGAGAGAAAUGAACCUGUGAAAUUGAGAAUCUUUUUUUAAUUUAUGUACAACAGUGAUUCUAUGCUGAGGGGGGUGGAUUAAAAGAUAUUGCUAACUCUGA
Molecule: messenger RNA, 8094 nt
Organism: Oncorhynchus keta (chum salmon)
Lineage: Eukaryota; Metazoa; Chordata; Actinopteri; Salmoniformes; Salmonidae
Product: roquin-1-like
Exons: 20
Coding region: 311-3631 (1106 amino acids)
Molecular function (GO): metal ion binding
Source: RefSeq, a predicted model, not a curated record